CUUUGAACCUUCAAAUAUACUCCCCAUUGUAUUAUUUAUAAAAGGGGGUUUGGAUCUUCCACUAUGACAAAAUCAUGGUCAAACUUUUCCACCUACUCGAAUAUUGCCACGUCAGUAUAAAAAUAUAAUAUGUGGGAUGGUUGCAGAUGUUGCUUACCGUAGAAAAGCGCAGCUUACAUCGUCUCCUUUUAUUAAAAGCGCCGGCUGAAGGAGAGCCAACUACACGCCCGGUCUCUCGAACCCACCCAACACGCAAAGAAGCCCAAAGGACACCAUUUUCUAUUCCGUCUCUGUCUUCGCUUCUCUAGCCAGCAAAACCUAAGCGUCGGCAAAUAUCUGCGAAGUUAUCAUGGCCAUGAGAAUGGGGCUUUUAUUCCUUCUUGUGUUGGGUGCUGGCUGGGCUUGUGCUGCUAGACAAAUGGCAGACACUAGGCUUUCUUAUAAAAGUAUGGUGAUCACUGAUAUAGCAGCUACACAAGUGAAAGACCAUGAGCAAGAGAGGGAAGAUCAAGCUUCUAAUGGAAUUACCAGGAAUAAUCAAGUUUGCACAUUGUGUGAGGACUUUGCUUCCCAAGCACUUGAUUACCUAACUGAAAACAAGACCCAGACCGAAAUUAUUGACGUUCUUCAUGUAGCCUGUUCUCAAGUGCCUUCUUUCAAGCAACAGUGCAUCACUUUGGUGGACUAUUAUGCUCCUCUCUUCUUUCUGGAGGUUUCCUCAGUUCAAGCUGAAGAAUUCUGUCGAAAAGUCAAUCUCUGUCAUGAAAUGGUGUUCAUUUCCUCAAAACUCCAACAAGAUAAAUGUGGAAUUUGCCAUCGUGCUGUUUCAGAAGUAUUACUCAAGUUGAAAAAUCCCGACACACAGCUUGAGAUAAUUGAGAUACUUCUAAAGGGAUGUGAUUCAAUGGAGAACUAUGCAGCAAAGUGCAAGAAGUUGGUUUUCGAGUAUGGUCCUAUUAUCCUUGUCAAUGCAGAACAGUUUCUGGAAACCAGAGACAUAUGUACUAUGUUACAUGCCUGUGAUUCAAGUAUAACCGGUAGUGGGGAAGCAGCAACCGUGGUAAAGGCUGAUUCAUAAUCAAGUGGACUGAAAAUGAGCUUACUGGGUAUUCUUCUUUGUGAAAUUAUUUCAUUCCAGGUGUUUGAAUGAUAGGAUUUCUAUACCAUAAUUGUGCUAUUGCUGUAAUUAUAUUGUAACUAUAAUUUCAGUACUUGUAUGAAAUUAUGUGAUCUUGUGUGUUAAUCAUAGAUGUUUGAAGCUAAA
This is a messenger RNA of Hevea brasiliensis (rubber tree), 1264 nucleotides long. RefSeq lists its product as uncharacterized. The record is from RefSeq and is a predicted model, not a curated record. Gene Ontology annotation, biological process: lipid metabolic process. The transcript is spliced from 6 exons. Lineage: Eukaryota; Viridiplantae; Streptophyta; Magnoliopsida; Malpighiales; Euphorbiaceae. The coding region runs from base 350 to 1078 and encodes 242 amino acids.